Loa loa (African eye worm) is the source of this 1185-nucleotide messenger RNA. RefSeq lists its product as hypothetical. Gene Ontology annotation, cellular component: membrane. Bases 1 to 1185 code for a protein of 394 amino acids. The transcript has 7 exons. Lineage: Eukaryota; Metazoa; Nematoda; Chromadorea; Rhabditida; Onchocercidae. The record is from RefSeq and is a predicted model, not a curated record. Gene Ontology annotation, molecular function: G protein-coupled receptor activity. Gene Ontology annotation, biological process: adenylate cyclase-activating adrenergic receptor signaling pathway.
AUGCCAUUAUCACUAUUGGAUUUAUUGUUAAAUCAUGCCUGGCCAUUCGAUACGUUAUUAUGUAAAGUAUGGUCAACAAGUGAUGUCCUUUUCUGUACAGCUUCCAUACUCAAUCUUUGUGUCAUAUCAAUUGACCGUUAUUUAGCCAUUUCUAAGCCGUUAAACUAUUCCAGAACGAGAAAUCGUAAAACAGCCGCUUUAUUAUUGGGCUCAGUUUGGUUGAUCUCAUUUAUUGUAUGCACUCCGCCAUGGAUAUUUCAUUUCGAUGAUUAUCCCUUAACCACUCGUGUGGAUAUUUCUGGAUCAACUUCAUGUUUGAAUAUGGUCGUUUGCAGUUAUCCCAGUGGUAUCCUAUAUCGAAUAUAUAGUUCAAUGGCGAGCUUCUUCAUACCACUUUUGCUGAUGUGCUUCGUGUACUAUAAAAUAUUCCGCAUUGUAUCGACACGUGAAAAAGUUUUGUGGAAGAGCAUCAAUUUGAAAUCAUAUGACAGAUCCAAUAAAAGCCAUACUUCUAACAGCCUAAGCAAAGACAGGAAUUCCAAUGAACGUUACUAUUCACAUCCUAACGGUAUGUUGUAUUCGGAAGAUGAAUCAAUGCCCGAAAAGCAACCGACAAAUGAUUUAAGGUACAGUGAUAUCAGUGUUGGUAUAUCUGCGUUUAAAUCGGAUCUAUCCAGUUGUGAGAUGACAUCAAAUGACAGAUCAAAGUUACCAGUGAACCGUAUGGAAACUGACGAUGGAACUGUGCUAACAUUAGCCAAAAUAGCACAUAGUUGUUAUCUCAAGAUACAGCCUCGUUAUUUGUUAGCCAAAGCGCAUGAUCGUUACCAUACUUGUGGCCCUGGAAAAUUUACUAGUCAUUCCAGGGAGAAAAUUGUUUAUAUGAAAGAACGAAAAGCUCUAAAGACGAUUGCCAUCCUUUUUUUUGCAUUUUCAAUCUGUUGGCUUCCGUUCUUUGUAAUUUACCUGAUCGAAGUAUUGGUGAGCAGCUCUGAUGAGAUUAUUUAUUCAACACAAGAAGUUUUCCUGUGGCUAGGCUAUUCAAAUUCUGUGUUAAAUCCGAUAAUCUAUACGAUGUAUAAUCAUGAUUUCCGACGAUGUUUUCGUGAUCUUUUAACACUAGGAUUCAUGAGAAAACGACGAUCAAUGAGUAUUCGUAAACUUCAUCAACAUAGUACCUGUUGA